AUGGCUUCAAGGAGAAUUUGUUUAUGGCUUUUAUUUGUGAUUAUUACAUAUUCGGUUGGAGAAGAUACACGAUCAAUUCUAAUGUCUUUAAUCACUGAUUUGAAAUUUCAAUGUGCUAAUACAACUUGUUUACCAUUCGUUCAUAUCAUUACGUCGACUAUUAUGAAGUGUCAAAUGGCUUGUUUAGCUGAAACUUAUUGUAGAGCAGCCAGUUUUCAUCAAUCAACUUCUAAUUGUGAAUUAUUUAUUGAUAUGUCAGAUGAAAUUGCACAUAUGAUGACUGAUACUGACAUUACUACUAUGAUUGUUAUUGCUGGAACACGAUUUCCACCUGAACCGACUACGACUACAACAUCAACUUCAACAACAACAUCGACAACAACAACAUCAACAAUGCCAGCUCAAUGCAACACAACAUAUAGAGCACAAACAACCUAUGCAACUAGCACAGGUCCGUUCGGUUUGACAGUGGUUGAUGUUAAUAACGACAGUAAACCCGACAUUAUUGUUACAAACGUGAAUAGUAACAAUGUCGGUGUUCUCCUAAACACCGGCAAUGGUACGUUUGCUGCACAAACAACUUACUCAACUGGCGCAAAACCAGACAGUGUGGCAGUGGUCGAUAUCAAUAACGACAGAAACCCCGAUAUUAUUGUCACAAACCUUAAUAGUAACUAUGUCAGCGUUCUCCUCAACAUCGGCAACGGUACAUUUACUGCCCAAACAACUUACUCUACGGGCGCCGGUCCCUACGACGUGGAAGUGGUUGAUGUCAAUAACGACAGUAAACCCGACAUUAUUGUUCCAAACUCUGGUAGUAGCAAUGUCGGUGUUCUCUUCAACACCGGCAACGGUACAUUUACUUCACAAACAACUUACUUAACUGGUACCACUCCGUUCAGCGUGGCUGUAGUCGAUGUUAAUAACGACAACAAACCAGACAUUAUUGUUCCGAACUCUGGUAGUAACAACGUCAGUGUUCUUCUCAAUAUGGGCAACGGCACUUUUACUUCACAAACAACUUACUUAACUGGUAGUGGUCCGUACGGUGUGUCAGUAGUUGAUGUUAAUAACGACAACAAACCGGACAUUAUUGUUGCAAACUCCGGUAGUAACAACGUCGGUGUUCUCCUCAACAAAGGUAAUGGCACGUUUUCUACACAAACAACGUACUCAACUGGAUCUCUCCCGCUGAAUGUGGUAGUUGUCGAUGUUAAUAACGACGGCAAACCCGACAUUAUUACUGGGAACUAUAAUAGUAACAAUGUCAGCGUUCUCCUCAAUGCAGGUAACGGUACAUUUACUACUCAAGCAACUUAUUCAACUAGCACUAACCCACGAAAUGUGGUAGUGGUCGAUGUUAAUAACGACAAUAAGCCCGACAUUAUUGUCACAAAUCAAGGGAGCAGCAAUGUCGGUGUUUUAUUGGCUUGUUGA
Molecule: messenger RNA, 1437 nt
Organism: Adineta steineri
Lineage: Eukaryota; Metazoa; Rotifera; Eurotatoria; Adinetida; Adinetidae
Source: the annotation of a GenBank genome assembly